Carassius auratus (goldfish) is the source of this 1407-nucleotide messenger RNA. Its product is annotated as protein-L-isoaspartate(D-aspartate) O-methyltransferase-like. The transcript is spliced from 8 exons. Gene Ontology annotation, molecular function: protein-L-isoaspartate (D-aspartate) O-methyltransferase activity. Gene Ontology annotation, biological process: protein modification process. The record is from RefSeq and is a predicted model, not a curated record. Lineage: Eukaryota; Metazoa; Chordata; Actinopteri; Cypriniformes; Cyprinidae. Gene Ontology annotation, cellular component: cytoplasm. The coding region runs from base 82 to 951 and encodes 289 amino acids.
UCUUCCUCUUGGCGGCGCACAGUACAGCGACUCUGCAUAAAAGCUAGAAAUUUGCCUGAGAAUGUGCACAGAUAUGAUCCUAUGAGAGAACACGAGCCUCGCACCGGAGGAGCUGACCAGCGCGUCGCAGUAGUAGCACAGACUGUGGUGCAGGACAUGUCUGGUGACGUCAACGCGCUGGACGUGCUGACGCUCGUCGGAAGAGCGGUGUGCACAGGCGCGGCGCUGACAGCCGCACUCUACCUGAUCCGCAGAGUCUGUCUAAUAAUGGCCUGGAAAUCCGGAGGAGCGAGCCACGCGGAGCUCGUCAACAACCUCCGCAAAAAUGGGAUUAUUAAAUCAGACCGUGUGUAUGAAGUUAUGUUGGCCACAGAUCGUGUCCACUUUUCCAGAUGUAACCCAUACAUGGACUCUCCACAGUCUAUAGGUUAUCAAGCAACAAUCAGUGCACCACAUAUGCACGCGUAUGCUCUAGAGCUCCUCCAUGAUCAGCUGUAUGAAGGAGCGAAGGCUCUGGAUGUGGGAUCAGGCUCCGGGAUCCUGUCUGUCUGCUUCGCCAGAAUGGUUGGGCCGAAGGGGAAGGUGAUUGGCAUUGAUCAUAUAAAGGAGCUUGUGGAGGCAUCUAUAGCUAAUGUAAAGAAAGACGACCCUAGUUUGAUCUCUUCAGGGAGAAUCAAACUCAUUGUUGGAGAUGGAAGAAUGGGCUUUACAGAAGAAGCACCUUAUGAUGCCAUUCAUGUCGGAGCCGCAGCUCCCACAGUGCCACAAGCAUUGCUGGACCAGCUGAAGCCAGGGGGGCGUCUGAUUCUGCCGGUCGGGCCAGCGGGAGGGAACCAGAUGCUGGAGCAGUAUGACAAAUUGGAGGAUGGCAGUACCAAAAUGAAGCCACUGAUGGGCGUGAUUUACGUGCCUUUAACAGACAAAGACAAGCAGUGGUCAAGGUGGAAGUGACUUCCUGUCCUCUGUCCCUUCUCUCUUCUAGGGCACAGGGAUGAACUUUGAAAGGAUGAUCUUUGAAAGGAUGAUCUGGCAAUACUCAUCGCAACACACACACACACACACACACAUACAUCCAACUGGACUGAGGAGAGCUUGUAUUAAUGCUCUAUUUCCAUACCUGUGACAGUCUGAUGGUUGUGAAAGACUGAUGUAUUGAUCAGAUUCUUUUAUUUAAAAAGGAAAAAAAGUGGAAUAGGGCUUUGUGCUGAGAUUUUCAUGCCUGCAGUUUGAGAGUUGUGUGAAAGCAGUUUCGUUUUUUUUGGACGCAGGUGCAUAUUUCUUGUGAUGACUUCAGUAUUAUAGUCAAUUGAAUUGUUCAUGCAUCUCAGCAUAAUGUAUUAUAAACAGAACACGGGGGCCGGCCUUUGUGCUGAAUCCAGCCUGUGAUUAAAACUGUUCACUGCUGCA